ACACGGAACUAACGUGGAUUUUGGUGCUGCUCGAAUUAGCUACAUUAUAUGUAGUUAGUUAUAGUUUAUCUAAGUAAUGGAAAAGAUUCGUGCACGCUUAAAUAUUGGAAGCAAAUCAGAGCCUGUUAAACUGAGGAAACGAAAAUCCCAACUAUAUAGUAAAGAAGAAACAUGUCCUCUUGAUAAUGGUGUAUUGGGGGUCCAUGUCACUGUCUUCACUGUGGCAUUUCGUCUCAUCAACUGCUUCCUGGUCCAGACCAGCUUUGUCCCAGAUGAAUACUGGCAGUCCCUCGAAAUCGCUCAUCUUAUGGUUUUUGACUAUGGCUAUUUGACGUGGGAGUGGACAGCAGGUAUAAGAGGGUUCUCCUACCCUCUCUUUUUUGCAGCUAUAUAUAAGAUAUUGCACUUCUUCACCUAUGACGCAGUUCAACUCUUGGUAUGGCUACCUCGAGUUGUGCAGGCACUGCUAUCUGCAUUGGCUGAUAUUAAACUCUACUGUCUUAUCCAAUCACUGGAGCAUUCUGACGUUGCCAAAUGGACGUACCUCUGCCAGCUCUGUUCUUGGUUCACAUGGUACUGCUGCACCAGGACCCUGACCAACACCAUGGAGACCACACUCACAACUCUGGCUCUCUAUUACUAUCCUCUGCCUGGCUCUAAAACACACAGCAGUACAAAAUAUUUGAUCCUGGUUGCCUUGGCAGUCAUUGUUCGUCCAACAGCCUUGAUUGUGUGGCUUCCUCUGUUGGUUUUCCACUUCUGGCAGGAAGAUAACAAGCUGAAACUCAUAACUCACCUUUGCCUUCCCAUUGGGGCUUUAACUCUUGGGAUUUCGACAUUGAUUGACUGCAUUUUCUAUGGAAAGUGGACCCUGGUGCAGUACAACUUCCUUAAGUUGAAUGUUUUUCACAACGUGGCUGAGUUCUAUGGCUCUCAUCCAUGGCACUGGUACUUUACUCAGGGUUUUGUGGUCGUCAUUGGCCCUCAUCUUCCUUUCUUCCUGUAUGGAUGCACACUGGCUUCAAAAAGAUACAGAAUCAUGUUAAUAACAAUAGUCUGGACAGUAAUGGUUUACAGUUGUCUUGCGCACAAGGAGUUCAGAUUCAUCUACCCUGUUUUGCCUUUCUGCAUGGUAUUUUGUGGGAUAGCUUUGGUGAAUCUGAGAACCUGGAGACGGCCUGCCGCAUGCGCCUUAUUGGUCUCCAACCUAGUCCCAGCCCUGUACACAGGUCUGCUUCACCAGCGAGGCACACUGGAUGUCAUGGGUCACCUCCAGACCCUGUGUGACGACAGCGAUCCUUCAACACCUCCACUGCCUGAAGUCCUCUUUCUAAUGCCCUGUCACUCUACACCUUUCUACAGUCACAUCCACUGUCCAAUGAAGAUGCGUUUCCUAGAAUGUCCACCAGAUCUCACAGGAGACAAGAGCUAUGUCGAUGAAGCUGAGAGAUUCUUCGCUGAUCCUCAUCAUUGGUUGAGGACCUCAUUUCCUUAUAAGUCAAUGCUGCCAACCCACCUGGUGUUCUUUGAUGUUCUGGAGAUGGAGCUCUCUGCAUUCUUGGAUGGGAAUAGAUUUAUGAGAAGUACAGAAAUAUUCCACACUCACGUUCCUGAAGGACGAGUUGGAAAAAGCAUCCUAGUUUAUCAAAGGCACUGAACGCAAAACACUGAAGAGAAUGAGAAUACAUUUUUAAGAAGCACAAAGAUUUUCCCAUACUUAUGUAUCUCAAGGACGAGUUUGAAGAAGCAUCCUAGUUUACAAAAUGCACUGAACAGAACCAUCUUGACCAUUGGCACGAGCCAUUUGGAAGUUAAUCAAAAUGGAUCUGUAUUGUAAAGGAAUAAAUUAUAAUUAAAACUGAACAGAUUGAUCUUUUAAACACUGGAUCUGUAUUGUAAAGAAAUAAAUUAUAAUUAAAACUGAACAGAUUGAUCUUUUAAACACUGAAAAUAAUGCAACACUUAGCCAGACAGUCCACUAUAUUAGGGGGGGAAAAGAAGCAGUCAAUAUUCACUUUUAUUUUAUUGGGAAGCUGCAAUUAAUUUAACAGCACAUCUGUAAAUGAAAGAAAAUAAUCAGCCUUAGUAAAACAAGCCAUAGUUGGAAUGUUACUGAACACAGUUGCACUUUAUCUCACCAUUUUAAACAUAUGUAAUGUAGCAGCAAAGUAUACAAAUCAACUGUGGAACCGGCAUCUUGCAUUAUUCAAUACCAUGUGAAAAAAAGUAUUUCUCAGUGGUUUUGCUACUUAAAAGUUUUACUGCACACAACAGUAUCAAUGUCAGCAAUUGUUUUGUCCAUUAUCUCACAAUUAUCAAUGUCACCUAAUGACAAUUUGAAAUUGAAAUUAAAGUGUAUCUGUCAGUGCAUAACUCUUCAAUGCCACUGACAAAAAUACUAUGCAUCCAAUGAAUCAUUAUUCAUUCACAAUAGGCCUAAAUGUAGACAAUUAAAAUGGUAAACUUUAAAAAAGAUAUUUUUUAAACAAGGCCCAAAGAGAAGAAAUGUUGUGCUAAUUAGUCAGUGAUGGCUCUUAAAAAGAACAUGUAACAAAUGACCUGAUGACAAUGUGUACUACAGAGUUAGCUACUGUCAGAUUUACUUACUGUAUUCCCAUGUUUAAUUGCUCUAGUUAGUCAUAUUUAAAGACAAUUCAUGGCUAAAUCAUUGCAGCAAUAAUUUUCUUUGUGCUCAUGAGAUUAGAUGCAGUCAGAUACACCACCAUUGAUACUAACCUAAGGAUUGCUUACACAACACAGGAAGCAAGGGGACAUUCAGGCAGCGUUAAAAGAACAUUGUGCAAAAUCACAAAAACAGAAGAAUAAGGAUUUCCAUCAAACGCAUCCUAAAUAGACUUUGCAACUACAAUAUCAGCCAUCAUAAAAACGGAUUCCUUAGGUAAGAUUCUCAAUAUUUGGGAUCAAAGGGCACAGGACCCAACUCUAUUUUUACAUCAGCCAUGUGUCUGUCUGUGUUCCGUCCUGCUCUGCUCCACUUCCUCUCUCUUUGUGGCCGGGGCCGGGUCCUCUGAUUGCGCUGCUGCUGCUUUGCUAGCCUUUCUUCUUUAGUAUCCGUAUCUGGCCCCUCAAAGGGUCUACUGUGAGUUGGCGAACAGAAAUGUCAGAAUAUGGUAAUACACAACAUCCUAUUGAAAAAACAGUUAUGAAAACUAUAAACUUACCUUGACCCAUAACGUUUUGAGUAGGUAUCUCCAAAGAAGUGCCUGUAGACAUACUCGUCAAGAUCUUCAAAGACGUCAUCGUUGUGGCCAUGGUACUCAUCCAUGUCCUCCAGGUAGUCUUCCACACCACUAACAAAGUCUGUGAACAGCAUCUGAUCGUGGAUGAAGACGCCAUUGUGAAAGAAAUUUUUUAUAAAGCUCUCCAGCUCAGUCCAGUGGUGGAAGUGGUCAACCUCCUGCUGGAGGUAGCUGUGAAGCAGCUGGUUGAACUCAUCUGCUCUUAUGGGGUCCAUGGCUUUGUUGAAGAGGCUCAUGGAUUCUUGGUAGGCACAGUCGAAAACCCCAGAGCAACCUUUGGGCACUCCUCUCUGUUGUUGCUCAGCGUCUGGGUCCUCCUCAACUUUACUCCCUGACUUCCGGGUGUUACGGUGUGCCUGGAAAGAGUCGUCAGUGGAUUUACGAGGGUGACGAUGCAGGGGCUUGUGGGUUCUGGGCUGCCAUGGUUCCUCUGAGUGCUUGUUUCCAUGGUCUCUAUGAUGCUCCUGCUGCUCAGGCUUGGCAUCCUUCCUCUCGUGAAACCUCCGAUUGUGAGGCCGGUAAGUCUUGUCCAUCAUACGCGAAGCAGAGUCCUUGAAGUGGCGGAAGGUGGAUUUCACAGAAUCUGAGAACUUCCUCAGAUUCUCCUUCACAGCCUCUUUGGCUUUCGUUAUCUGCUCUUUGUGAUGGUGCACAAACUCCUUGGUGGAGUUCUUCACCGCAUCAAAAGUAUCUUUCACCUUCCCUAUCACGCCAUCCUUGGACUUCUUGACUUUGGCCUGCUUGUCUCCCUUGGCCCUCUCCUCUUUGGUUUCCACAUAGAGCCUCUCCCAAAGGUCGGAGCGCUGCUGCUCAAAGCUCAGCUUCUUCUGCAACUCCAUGAGCCGUGACUGCAGCUCCUUUGUCUCCAGGUCGGCCUCUCCUCCGGCCCUGGUGUUGCGGCUGCUUAGCUGCUCCCUUAGCUGGUCAGUCACCCUCCGCUCAUUAUCCAGCUCCCUCCUCAGCGUCUGGGCAUCAGCCAUCAGGGCCUCCCUCUGGCUCAGGAAGCUACGGAGGCGCUGCGUCUCCUCCUCCAGGUGGUCCUUCAGCCUCUGGUUCUCAGACAGUAUGGAGUCGGCCCCGGCCCCAGUCUCCUCCAGGUCUCGGAUCUGGGAGCGCAGGUUCCUCAGCUCCUCCUGAAGGGUGGACAGGGACUCCUCCUCACGCUCCAGGGAGCUCUUCAGCAGCUGGUUCUCCACCAUCAGGUGAUUCUGCUGAGACUCAAUCUUAACCCUCUCUUCACCAGUCUGCUUCAGUUUCACGACCAAAUCUUCUUUCUGGGCCUUGUUUCAAAACAAAAAUACAUUUGUUAUGCAUCCACAAAGGAGUAUUAGCAAAACGCUUAACAUAUGAACAACAAGGGGAACAGUUAGGCUUAAAUUAAUAAUGAA
Messenger RNA from Salvelinus namaycush (lake trout), 4648 nucleotides. RefSeq names its product GPI mannosyltransferase 3-like. The record is from RefSeq and is a predicted model, not a curated record. Lineage: Eukaryota; Metazoa; Chordata; Actinopteri; Salmoniformes; Salmonidae. Gene Ontology annotation, molecular function: alpha-1,2-mannosyltransferase activity. The transcript is spliced from 12 exons. Gene Ontology annotation, biological process: GPI anchor biosynthetic process. Gene Ontology annotation, cellular component: endoplasmic reticulum membrane. Bases 77 to 1657 code for a protein of 526 amino acids.